This is a messenger RNA of Geosmithia morbida, 831 nucleotides long. RefSeq lists its product as uncharacterized. The coding region runs from base 1 to 831 and encodes 276 amino acids. The record is from RefSeq and is a predicted model, not a curated record. NCBI's taxonomy places the organism in Eukaryota, Fungi, Ascomycota, Sordariomycetes, Hypocreales, Bionectriaceae. The transcript has 4 exons.
AUGACCAUAUUCUUCACUAAGGCUGCAUCCUUCCUCACCCUCUCCCAGCGUCUCGACCGCCUCUCCCGCCACCUCACGAGCAGCAAUGUCGACGAAGACGCCCUGACGAGUCAGAUCGAGAAGCUGGAAAAGACCGUGGCGGGCUUCCCCUCUACCCGCACCAGCGUCAGGGCGGCUAGGCCUGCCGAGCCUGCUGUUCCUCCCCUCCGCGCAACACCGAGAGCUCUCGUGCCCCGCAGCCAGAGCGACCAGGGUGGCACCCUCCUCGGCGACACCGUCGUGCGCUCACGCUUCUCCCAUCUUCUCGAGAACAGGCCGCCCCCGGAUGACACUGUCAGUACCACCACCACGUGCGCUCACAACCAUGCAUCCCGGAGACCGGCAUCAUCCGCCAAGGUCAUCGCCGAGUUGACGAAGCUCAACAACGACCUCGCCGUCCUGGUGGGCAACCUCGAAGCUCGUCAGGAAGAGUCCAUGCACAUCCACACCCUGCUGAUCCAGCGUGCCGAGACGGCCGCUCAGCGCAUCAAGUUUCUCCAAGACCGCAUAUCGUAUCUAGAACAGGAGCUUCGCGAUAACGACGACGAGCUUCUCCAUCUCCGCAUAUGUCUCAAGGCCGUCGAGGUCCAGAUGCCACCCCAUCCGGACCCCGACAUCCAGCGCUGCAUCACCGUCUUCAAGGAGGACUACAAGGCCCUCAAGAAGAAGCGCACCAGCCGCAACGGGAGCGUCGGCAGUGGCAGUGCCGGCGCUUCAGGGCCCUCGGCUUACCAUUCCAACACCAGCAGUUUCUCGCAGAUGACUGACUAUAACGCCUCACCUUCCCGAUGA